Messenger RNA from Drosophila navojoa, 562 nucleotides. RefSeq lists its product as uncharacterized. The record is from RefSeq and is a predicted model, not a curated record. NCBI's taxonomy places the organism in Eukaryota, Metazoa, Arthropoda, Insecta, Diptera, Drosophilidae.
AUGGAGCUCAAGUGCGAUGACCUGAAGUUCAUUUCAUCUGUGCUCAAGCUGGAGGUGCUGGCCGACCGCGAGGAUUCGUCCAAGCUGUACCUGAGUCUAAAGCCGGAGCAGUCGGAUGACAUGGAAGGCCAAAUGAAGUUCACCAAUGAACGCAUCAUUAGCUUCCUGAAUGCCUCGCGUGUCCAUGGACCUAUGUGCAAUGAUUCGUUGAGCGAUCUGCUGCAGCUGCACGACCAGGACCAGGCGCGCGACGACCAACUGCGCCGCCAGACGCAGUGCAUCUUCUACAUCAAGCCAAACAUUGGCCAGCACCUAAUACACUAUCUAAAGGUCAUCGGCCAGACACAGUGAGCCAACGAGCUUCCCGUGUACAGAAUGUAUUCCUAUCGACAUAUACAUACAUAUAUAUGUAUAUAACUAUAUUUUAUACGCCCAUGUAUAUAUAUGUAUAUAUUCAUUCCAAGGUCUUGUAUUGUUGUGGAACUCGUCGUUCCACGAGUAUUUUAUACCAAAAACCAAAUGAAGACACGACUAAAUUUAAUGCAAUCUUCCAAAUUGGUUG